Messenger RNA from Schizophyllum commune H4-8, 914 nucleotides. RefSeq lists its product as uncharacterized. The record is from RefSeq and is a predicted model, not a curated record. NCBI's taxonomy places the organism in Eukaryota, Fungi, Basidiomycota, Agaricomycetes, Agaricales, Schizophyllaceae. The transcript has a single exon. Bases 259 to 789 code for a protein of 176 amino acids.
UUCGCCUCUUGGCUCGCUGCCCUAAAAUUUCCCAAAUCAAGACAGCAGUAUCUCAGGUACCCGCUGUCAGACCCUCCCACUUUAAGUGCAGUCCCCUGCCAAUUACGCGCACUAUCGCAUAAGCGAGACACACCGCACUUCCGGCGGCUCUAAGACAUGGGCGGGAUAUAUGGCGGACUGACCUAACACCUCCCUCUUCCCUGACCGCGACCAUCACCUGCUCUCGCGCACUCACUCAAGCAGCCCCGCCUCAGCAGCAUGACCACCUUCGCCACCGCCCCGCGCCUCGUCCUCAUCUCCGCCACCGAGGAUCGCGACCUCGAAAGCCAGCAAUACCAGGCGCCAUCGCCACGCCGGGAGCGCAAGGGGACGCUUCUUCCCCCUUACUCCCCGCGAGGAACACUCCCCGGCCCCGCCUCCCGCAAGGGCUCCGAACCCUUCGACGGCUUCAAGGUCAUUGACCUCGCCGACUGCAGUAGCAGCGCACCCCAUCCGAACGCAGCGCCCACCGUCAUUGCAUGCACGUAUCCACCGAAUGACCUCGAGGCGUCGAUUUCACCCGCCUACCCACCGGCCCCGUCAUAUUCGGCGUCCGCCUAUCCCGAUGAGAAGCAUCCGCAGAGCCGGCAGCAGCAGUACAUCACCCCUUCGCGCUCACCAUGGAUUAUGCACGUCGUCUCGCAGAGGCAAGGCCCCGUGCGCCGUGGAUUGCUCGUGGGCAGCUGGGUCGCCUGCGUUUUCCUCAUGGGGCUCGCCGCGGUCCUUGUCUUCGUGCAGGCCAAGCUUUAGUAGCGGGCACCGUCAAACGCUGCACUCACGAUAUCACCCAACCUUGCACUUUUUGGACACAUAGACUUUGUAUCUUCUACGCACAUCUUCCCCCAAGUACACACGACUGCACCUUCAUAUCCCCU